Molecule: messenger RNA, 1503 nt
Organism: Mizuhopecten yessoensis (Yesso scallop)
Lineage: Eukaryota; Metazoa; Mollusca; Bivalvia; Pectinida; Pectinidae
Exons: 1
Coding region: 1-1503 (500 amino acids)
Source: RefSeq, a predicted model, not a curated record
AUGAAUUCUUCUGAGAAUUGGCAACUGAGGCAAAACACAUCUGACAAAAAAUGCGACAAACACAAGGAUGAGAUUGCUUAUUAUUGUGAGGAUCACAAGUCCUUGGGUUGCAGUAAAUGUAUUAUUGUUGGUCACAGGAAAUGUGACAACGUGUCCACAACAGAGGAUUACUGUGAGAAACUGAAUAGUAGCUCCCAACUAGAGGAAAGAAAGACAUAUCUACAGCAAGGAGCAGACGACAUGGAAUCUAUGAUAAAGGAUUUUUAUCUACGACAACAGAACAUUGCAGACGACAAAGAUGCGGUACUGAAAAGCAUCGACGACCUGCAGGAACGUAUGGAUAAACGUAUCAGAGAGAUGAAGAAGGAAAUCACAGAUGACGUAAUCACGGCGUACAAACAGGAAAGAGAAAAUCUGAAGGUGUCCACACAGAAGUGUGAACGGCUGAAGGUCGCUAUACAGAAUACAUUAGAAUCGUCCGCUACAGCUCUACAGAGGAACGACCAUAUGGACACGAUCCGGCUUUACCAGAAAGGUCAGACGGAGCUCGAGGCUUGUAAGGAUCUAGUGAAAGAAAUGCAGAUGUCGAUUUCAACUGUCAGUAUUGAACAUGAAAUCGAUUCGGACGUGACAAGUCUGAACUUUGGUAAAAUCUUUGUCAGAAAGCAACAAAAACAUUUACUAAGUGUCCCAACUCUCGUCAAACCUUUAUCCCAAUGUAAUGUGAAGGAAAUAAGAAAGUUGAACAUAAUAUGUCCGUCUGAUCAAUUUGAUUGUGCUCUCCGUGGUGUUGUAUACUUACCUGACGGCAGAAUUGUGGUGGGAGAUAGAAACAAUAAUAAUAUUAAGUUAAUUAACGACGCAGGGGAUGUUGUGGACGAGUUAAAAUUGGAUGGAAAUCCUUGGGAUCUGUGUAUGGUGGAUAACACCACUGUGGCGGCCGCUAUACCGAGUCCCGGAGGUAUACGUGUAGUGACUGUCACACCCUCCAAACUUACACUGUCGUCUGUAAUAAACAAAAAAACACGAUAUUACGGUAUAACAUACAGAGAUGAUGAGUUUAUCGUGAGUACAGGAUCCGAAGUGUGCAGUGUUAAGAACGACGGGACGACCAAGACGUUAUAUCGAUAUACUGGCAAUGUAUACGCGUUGUCACAUGAUUCCAAGGACGGACAGCUCUUUAUCGCCCAUCAUACCGACAGUACUGGCAGUACGGCGAUUGGUAGGUUGUCUACUGACAACAAGUACACGGACGUGUUGAAGGUUGGUGUAGUUAAGCAUGCGUAUGGAGUGGACGUCGACGUGGAAGGUAACGUCUAUGUAUGUGGUUACAACUCCAACAACGUGGUACAGAUAUCCGGGGACGGGACUAACGUCCGGGAACUGUUAACGGCAGUGGACGGUAUCACAUACCCAAUAGCAAUAUCUGUUUGUGGUGAUAAACUGGUGGUAACAAACGGAUCAGGUCAGAGUAAUUUCAUCCAAGUGUUUCAACUUGUAUGA